AUGAGCCGGGGGAGGUGGCUCCGCGGAGCGCAGCGCCCGCCGACGGCUAUAAAACCCUCCGGGCCCGGGGCGGGCAGGGCCAGGCGGGUGGUUACGGACCGGCGGAGGAUGGAGGGCGGCUGCCCCCGACCGCCCUCGGCGGCGGCGCUGCCCCCCCGGGGGUACUCGACCCUCUCCUCCUCCUCCUCCUCCUCCUCCUCCUCUUCCUCCCGGUGCGGGGCGCGGCCCGUCCCUGCCCUAACGGUCCUGCCCUCGCCACGCAGGUCCGCGCCCUUCUGGAGGCCGUGGGUGCCCGCGCAGAGCGAGGCCGGCCGGAGGAGCGGCCCCGGCGCGCCUCACGGCCCCUGCGGGCUGGUGGGAGCCUCCCGAAAACUGGCGCAGUACACGCACCCCGUCAGACUGUUUUGGCCCAAAUCAAGGUGCUAUGAUUACUUAUAUCAGGAAGCUGAAGCACUUCUGAAAAACUUUCCAGUUCAAGCUACAAUUUCCUUUUAUGAAGACUCAGAUAGCGAAGAUGAUGAUGAUGAACUGGAACAAGAGUCAAGAACAGAAUCAGACUGCUGAUUGCAGGAAAGGCCAAUGCAACUUUUAAGACUUAAUUUAUACUUAAUAUAAAAAUGUAUUAUAGUAUUUUUAAAGAUAAUUUAUUUGUAUGUAAGUUAUUCUUAAUAAAACUGA
This is a messenger RNA of Tyto alba (common barn owl), 678 nucleotides long. It is a transcript of the gene RIPPLY2, whose product is annotated as ripply transcriptional repressor 2. Lineage: Eukaryota; Metazoa; Chordata; Aves; Strigiformes; Tytonidae. Gene Ontology annotation, biological process: negative regulation of transcription by RNA polymerase II; embryonic pattern specification. The record is from RefSeq and is a predicted model, not a curated record. Gene Ontology annotation, cellular component: nucleus.